Molecule: messenger RNA, 1881 nt
Organism: Vanderwaltozyma polyspora DSM 70294
Lineage: Eukaryota; Fungi; Ascomycota; Saccharomycetes; Saccharomycetales; Saccharomycetaceae
Gene: ATG7
Product: Atg7p
Exons: 1
Coding region: 1-1881 (626 amino acids)
Biological process (GO): C-terminal protein lipidation; protein modification by small protein conjugation; piecemeal microautophagy of the nucleus
Cellular component (GO): phagophore assembly site; cytoplasm
Molecular function (GO): Atg12 activating enzyme activity; Atg8 activating enzyme activity
Source: RefSeq, a predicted model, not a curated record
AUGAAUGAGUCUACUGUAAAAUAUUCUACUGCUUUUCGCUCUUUCUUUGAUACAUCAUUCUUCCAAGAACUGUCUCGAUUAAAACUUGAAGUGUUUAAAUUGAGUUCAGAAGCGCAAAAAUUAUAUUCUAAAGUAGAACCAUCUAAGUCAAGUGAAUCUUCUCAUCUGUUUUUUAAUGGCAAUAGUUUUAACCCAGAUAGCAUUUCAGAUGCUAAUUCAACAAGUGUUAUAGGAUCAAUCUUUAAUUUUAAUAAGAUCGAAGGGUUUAAAGAUUUGGAUAAACAUCAGUUUUUACAGGAUAGGGCUAUUGAAAGUUGGGAAGCUGGAUUGGACGAUAUUAAUAAGGCUGUUAGUUUCCACGUUAUUAGUUUUGCAGAUUUGAAAAAAUAUAAAUUUAUAUAUUGGGUAUGCUUCCCUUAUUUCCAAUUGGAAUCAUUAGAAAUCUCGUGUACUAAUGUAACUGAGAUCGAAAAUUGUGCUAAGUAUCAAGAUUGGUUCAACAAUAAUAGGAGUCAAUGGGUAUCCAUUGUAGAUAGUAAUUGCGAAAUUGGUUCCUACUCAAAGAAUGCUUUUAAUAAAAAUUCAAAGCUUUUAAUUCGUGAUACAAGCAAAAUGAAGAAUACACCUUCAGCUCUAGCAAAAAACUUUCUAAGUAUAUUCAAAUAUCAAAACCUAGAAGUUAAAGAGAUCAGUGUAUAUUUUGUUAGAGAAGAUGAUUCAAGUUUCCAGAUGUCAUUAAAAUUAUCCUCCAUUGAUAAUGAAGUAACUCCAAAAUUAAAAACAAGCGGCUGGGAAAAAAAUUUACUUGGACGAUUGGCUCCUCUUUCUAUCGACCUGAGUACAUUAAUUGAUCCCUUAAAAGUGGCAGGGCAAUCUGUUGAUUUAAAUCUGAAGCUAAUGAAAUGGCGUAUAGCGCCAGACAUUGAUCUAGAUGUUAUAAAGGAAAGGAAAGUAUUAAUUUUAGGUGCUGGUACAUUAGGCUGCUACGUAUCUCGUAGUUUAAUGGCAUGGGGUGUUCGAAAGUUAACAUUGGUUGAUAAUGGUACAGUUUCGUUCUCAAAUCCGGUUAGACAACCAUUGUUUGAAUUUAACGAUGAGGGGAAAUCAAAGGCUGAAGCAGCAGCGGCAUCAUUAAAAAGAAUAUUUCCACUAAUGGAUGCUACUGGUGUGACUUUAAAUAUUCCGAUGAUUGGACAUGUAGUUUCUAAUGAAGAAAAUAUUAAAAAGGACUAUGAGAAGUUACUGGAAUUAAUUAAAGAACAUGACACAAUUUUUUUGCUUAUGGAUUCUAGAGAAACUAGAUGGUUACCGACUGUAUUAGGUAAUAUAGAAAAUAAAAUUGUGAUCAAUGCAGCUCUUGGAUUUGAUAGUUAUCUGGUGAUGAGACAUGGUAACUAUUAUGGUAAUGCAGAAAAGAGAUUGGGCUGUUAUUUUUGCAACGAUGUAGUUGCCCCAACAGAUAGUUUAAGCGAUAGAACAUUGGACCAAAUGUGUACUGUUACAAGACCUGGUGUGGCUUUAAUGGCUUCAUCAUUAGCAGUGGAAGUAUUUGUUUCAAUUCUGCAGGAUGAAAAACGUAACAAUAUAUCUACGGAAGAGAAAACUGUUCUUGGUGAAGUUCCGCAUCAGUUGCGUGGGUUUUUAAAUAAUUUCACAACAUUAAAGUUAGAGACUCCUGCUUAUGAACAUUGUUCUGCAUGUAGUAAACCUAUUAUAGAAGUUUGCCAAGAGCAAGGGUGGGAAUUCCUAAAACAAGCUUUAGCUGAUCCAUUACUAGUGGAAAGAGUCAGUGGCUUAGAGAAGGUUAAGCAAGAAGUUGAAGAAUUAGCUGCGAAGUCGUUUGAUUGGGUAAGUGAUGACGAGGAACUGGUUGAGUUGUGA